CCCAGUAAAACGAAUCAGUUUGUGCCUUGGUUGAUUCCCGAACUCGUCCUCUCAUAUCUUGUUCUUCAAGAGUUGGGAAACUUUUUUUGUGUCCUAUCCCUUCUGGACUUAAGUGUAAACCAUUUCUUGAUAUUUUCUUCCAAUUUGGAAACUACAAAUCAGAACAAAAUGCAGACAUUCUUGUUCUCAUGUGUCUUUAUGGCAUGCCUUGCCUGUUUCCAGGCAUCCCCUUUCGAUAACUUUGGUAACUUUGGUGCCUACGGAGACAUGAACGACCAAAUGGACACACCCGAUGCGAUGGGCAACGCAUAUGGAGGCGAUAUCAACGAGUUCGGAGACACCCCUGACACACCCGACAUGGUCGAUACCCCGGAUGCAGCUGACUUCGAUAUCUUUGCCAUGGCUGCCGCCGCUGCUGGCCAGGCGGCCGGUCAACAAGCAGCCGGUGGCGACUCGGGCGAUUACGACAGCGGUGAGGCGGCAUAUAACGGCAUGGGUGGUGGCGGUUUGGGCUACGGAAACUACGGCGGCAUGGGUGCUGGUAUGGGCGGCGGCGGCAACGGUGUCGGGCUCGGCGGUGGCGCAAACUACAACGGCAUGGGUGGCAUGGGCGGUUUCAUCGGCAACCCAGCCUACGGUUAUGACCACAACGACAUGUUCGAGAACGACCCCGGUAUGCUCAACGCUCGACGCUCAUCCAAGGGACGUGGUGUUGGAAUUGCAAUCGCCACCAUCGGCUUGGUCGUCGGGGCAGCCACCAUCGCCAUCGUCAUCAUCCGAAAACAGAGGCAGAAUAACAUGCAGAGUUUAUAAGUGAUAUAGACUUGCAGUGUGUGUGUGUUACACACAUCGGACAAUACUGACUCUUUAUUUUUGUACGAACAUAUUAUUAUACAUGUUAUAGAUAGCCUGAAAGUUAUAUCGUCAUCGCAACUGUCUUGUAAACCUGCUACAAACAAUCAAAUAUUCAUUUUUACGAAAUAUGCAAAACUUCUUUCCAAGAGGAGGAAUUGAUGAAUGAGAAGAAGUGAAUGUAUCAACUUAAAAGAAAGUAUAGGGAAUGAACUCUAAUCUGCUAAAUACCAAGAAAAUUAGUAUUUAACCAUCCCUGUCUGCUGGUCGGCUAUCAUCUAGUCCUUUGACUUCCUCGAUUAUUACAAAGUAGUAAAGCCCAUCUCAUCUUUCUACACGCCUCUGAUCGUGCUACGAACUUUGAGAGAAAGGAAUUUAGACGAUAGUCGAUGGACAUUCUUCUUACUUUCUAUUUAUCGUCUGAAAUUAAGUAACUCAUUAUAAUCAUUAACCGCUCAAAUAUCAAAAGUCACCAGCGCAUUACUUUUAGGGUAUAUAUCUUUCAUCAAUCCAACAAUCACUUUGUUUUUGGUUUUUUUUAAUUUCCCUUUCAACAAUCAUUGUGUGUUAUCACGAUGACACAAUCUAUAAAUGUGUAUUCAUUGGUCAAAUGGUAUGACCUUUUUUGUAUAUUUUGAAAUAUAAUCUGAUGUAUGAUUUGAAUAAAUCCAUAUUUGGGUGAAUUUUUGUUAUUGUGUAAGCAAAUGACGCCAUGAACCCAAUCAUUCUUUCUUAAGAAAAUACAUAUGU
Messenger RNA from Lytechinus variegatus (green sea urchin), 1602 nucleotides. Its product is annotated as glycine-rich cell wall structural protein 1-like. The record is from RefSeq and is a predicted model, not a curated record. Lineage: Eukaryota; Metazoa; Echinodermata; Echinoidea; Temnopleuroida; Toxopneustidae. The transcript has 2 exons. The coding region runs from base 169 to 813 and encodes 214 amino acids.